AUGGGGAGACUCAUCAAGAACCACUGGGGUCGCCUGAUCAUCUUGACUGCCGCACUCUAUCAAGUCGCUGCGGCCGUGGAAGGCUUCUUCUGGCCCAAGAUCUUCUGGGACUUUUUGACCAAGAAUUUGGAUGGCGCCGUCAAGCCGAUACCGAUUCUGCAAAUCAUCAACCUACUGUUUGGCCUCGGUAUGCUGGCUUUGGAGUGGCCGCUGGCCUUUGUCGCCGGCACAAGCAUCCAUCGGUCGCUCGAGUUCCGGCUCGCCGUUCUGCCUCUGACGGCUCUCGCCGCGGUGCUCAUGUAUCAGUCCACGAACCCCGCCAUCUACUAUCUCAUCGGCAUGGUGGUGUACUUUGUGGCCUACAGCGAAGGAGAGAUGAUCUGCGCGAAGCCGUGGACGCUGCCUCAGCGCGGAGCCGCUGGCAUGCGAGAAUAG
Molecule: messenger RNA, 435 nt
Organism: Purpureocillium lilacinum
Lineage: Eukaryota; Fungi; Ascomycota; Sordariomycetes; Hypocreales; Ophiocordycipitaceae
Source: RefSeq, a predicted model, not a curated record